UAAAAAAACGAUGUUAUGAACUCAAAUUAGGAUGUUAUAUUGUCAGUAAAUGUAUUUAUAUACUGUGUAAUUACCUACCCUGUAUCUCAGAUUUUACCCUGUUGUGAGUUCCUUGUCUUUAUUUAGUAAUUUAUAUAUAUAUAUUAACUCUGCAGACUGGAAAGAAGCCCACAGCAGCUGUGUCUAUCACUUUAAAGACGGUCCCUAACCGGCUGUCACAGCCAUUCUGCUGAACAAUGAAGUCUUUUUCAGAGACAGUAAUGGACAAACAUUUAGUAUAUUAAUUUCCCCACAUGCUUUUCUUUUGAUUAAGUUAUUUUCUGGCUUUUAGGGUUUCUCUCUCGUGUGUGUGUGUUUAUGAUUAGCAUUUUGUUCUUUGCUUUCAAACGUGCUCUUGUUCAUCAGUGUGCCUUUCCAAGUGCACAAAUAAAGGAUGCUCUCUCUUUUUUUUUGAGAGUAAUUACAUGUAUUUAAACUAUCUGUCACUGUGUUGGCUCCAAGGUGGGACACGUUCCACAUCAGCGUUAGUUCUCUCUGAACGCUGUCAGACUCCAGUAGUUCAGGCUUUAAGAUGUUUCCCUUUGGCUACAGCGAGGAAACGUUAGGAGACAGUGAGAUUGUGCAAAAAUCAUAUUUUUAAAAACAAAACUUUUAAGAUAUGUGGUUCUACAUCGCUGUUUACUUUUAUGACACUUGUGGCAGAGUUUUAUUUUUUAUUACACUGAAAUUUUAAGAUUUACUCUUUACCAAAGAUCUGUCCUCCUUGCAUUAAAGUUUUAUUUCUAAACGUACCGCAAAGAAAUAUGAGUAGACUGCACUUUCUGAUGCCUGAAAUAGUUUGUUAAAGUUCACAGAUUAAAACCCAACAGCCUGUUUAUUGUCCCGUCUGUUUUUUUUCCCUCCACUUCAGCUUUGAGUAUGCAUAUACAAUGAAGAGGCGUGUGGAGGACCAGGAACUAAUAUUUGCGCCCCAGCAACAGCAAUCACGUCGCCCCCCAGUUCAAGGUAUAGCAGACAGCUUCCAGCACCGGGCCCUCGCCCCAGCUCCUCCUGUGAUAGAGGCAGCUGCAGACAACAUGCAGCCAUCCACCGGCAUCCAGUACUCUCUCCCCCAAGGCUACCAGGUGCCUACAAUGCCUCAGAGCACAAGUGGACAUGGACACGGACAUAACAAUACAGCACCUCAUGUUGGUCCCCACGCACACAGCCUAGCGGUUCAGUCCCAGGGCCCAACAGUGGUCCAGGGUCACGUUCAUCCAGCCGCACCCAUGACUUCAACUCAAGGACAGCAGCAGUUUCAGCGACUGAAGGUUGAAGAUGCCUUGUCCUAUCUGGAUCAAGUGAAGCUGCAGUUUGGGAAUCAGCCACAAGUUUAUAAUGAUUUUCUUGAUAUUAUGAAAGAGUUCAAGUCUCAGAGCAUAGACACUCCUGGAGUCAUCAACCGUGUAUCCCAGCUCUUCAAGGGCCACCCAGACCUCAUUAUGGGUUUUAACACUUUCUUGCCACCCGGAUAUAAGAUUGAGGUUCAAACCAACGAUCUAGUCAAUGUGACCACGCCAGGUCAGAUCCACUACAUCACUCCCCAUGGUAUCUCUGUUCAGAACAUCCCUGUAAGUGGAGCAUCCAGCCAACCUGUGAGCCAGCACCAGAGUCUUCCACAGGCUGGCCCGCAUACUACCACCACCACCACUGCCGCCGCCGCCCCCACCACCACCACCACCACCCCACCCACCCCUACCCAGCCUGCUCCAAAUAAAACCAGCAAG
Morone saxatilis (striped sea-bass) is the source of this 1766-nucleotide messenger RNA. RefSeq names its product paired amphipathic helix protein Sin3a-like. Gene Ontology annotation, molecular function: transcription corepressor activity. Gene Ontology annotation, biological process: negative regulation of transcription by RNA polymerase II. Gene Ontology annotation, cellular component: chromatin. The record is from RefSeq and is a predicted model, not a curated record. NCBI's taxonomy places the organism in Eukaryota, Metazoa, Chordata, Actinopteri, Moronidae.